Molecule: messenger RNA, 2368 nt
Organism: Humulus lupulus (European hop)
Lineage: Eukaryota; Viridiplantae; Streptophyta; Magnoliopsida; Rosales; Cannabaceae
Product: putative pentatricopeptide repeat-containing protein At1g56570
Exons: 2
Coding region: 178-1995 (605 amino acids)
Biological process (GO): RNA modification
Molecular function (GO): protein binding; RNA binding
Source: RefSeq, a predicted model, not a curated record
GCAUACGCUCAUGAGUAAUAUCGUCUUUUUAGUGAAGGUAAUCUUGUCGUUUGAAAACCAAAUACAAUAAUAAUAAAUUUGAGAGCCCAUUUUUAAAUUGGUAGUCUUUGUCGUUUGGUUUGUGUACUCCUAAAAAGAACCAUUUGGGAUUGGAGGCUAUGAUUAUGAAAUAUUGAAAUGAGCACUAAAAGACUAAUAAUGUCCAAAGCUCAUUUCCAUUCUAUCCCACACAUGGUUCGAAGCUCCCUACAAAACCCCAUAACCCAACCAAACACACCCUUCUUGCCGAAAGCACCAUCAGUCUUGGCCACCAAUCUAAUGAAAUCCUACUUAGAGCAAGGCUUGGUCAAAGAAGCACGUUUGGUGUUCGAUGAAAUGCCUCACAGAGACGUGGUUGCAUGGACUGCCAUGGUUGAAGGCUACACUUCUUGCCAUCACCAUAGUCAGUCAUGGGUUUUGUUUUCUGAGAUGGUAAAGAAUGAAGUCAGCCCAAAUGCUUUUACUUUCACCAGUGUUUUGAAAGCUUGCAAAGGAAUGAAGGCUCUUUCAUGUGGGGCUUUAGUGCAUGGCUUGGCUAUUAAGCUUGGCAUGGAGGGAAGCAUUUACGUGGAAAAUGCAGUCAUGGAUAUGUAUGCUACUUGUUGUGCUAGCAUGGACGAUGCAUGCCGGGUUUUCCAGGAUAUAUGUGUGAAAAAUGCCGUGUCCUGGACUACUUUGAUCACUGGUUUCACUCACAGAGGUGAUGGCUAUAUGGGGCUUCGAGUUUUCCAGCAAAUGCUACAGGAGGAUGCAGAACUGAACCCGUUUAGCUUUUCAAUUGCAGUUAGAGCUUGCGCUUCAAUUGGCUCACGUACUUCGGGGAGGCAAGUACAGGCAGCGGUGAUCAAAUGUGGGUUUGAAUCCAAUCUUGCUGUGAUGAACUCAAUACUGGACAUGUAUUGCAGGUUUAGUUGUUUGCCGGAGGCUAACCAAUGCUUUCUUGAAAUGAGUGAAAAGAAUUUGAUUACUUGGAACACCUUGAUUGCCGGAUAUCAAAGAAUAGAUUCAAGUGAAUGUCUAUAUUUGUUUUCACGGAUGGAAUCGCAAGGCUUUAGCCCGAAUUGCUUCACAUUUAGCAGUGUAACAGCUGGUUGUGCUGACUUAGCUGUUUUGGCCUGUGGACAACAGGUUCACGGUGGGAUUUUUCAGCGAGGUUUCAACCAGAAUCUCGAAGUAACUAAUGCCCUUAUUGACAUGUAUGCAAAAUGUGGAAACAUAGCUGACUCACGCAAAGUUUUUGACGAAAUGUGUGAUAAGAAUUUAGUCUCCUGGACUUCCAUGAUGAUUGGAUACGGAACCCAUGGAUUUGGAAAAGAAGCUGUUGAAUUGUUCGAUGAGAUGGUCACAUCAGGAAUUAGGCCUGAUCAAAUAGUGUUUAUGGCAGUUUUGAGUGCCUGUAGUCAUGCUGGCCUUGUUGAUGAAGGCUUGAGAUAUUUCAAUACAAUGAGGAGUGAUUAUGGCGUUACUCCAGAUCAGGAGAUUUAUGGAUGUGUGGUUGAUUUGCUUGGCCGUUCUGGGAGAGUUGCUGAGGCUUAUGAAUUAAUUCAAAAUAUGCCUAUAAAGCCUAAUGAAUCUAUUUGGGGUGCUCUUCUUGGAGCUUGUAAAGCACACAGGCUUCCACAUCUGGGCAAAUUGGCUGCUACCAAAAUAUUGGAUUUGAAGCCAAAUACGGUGGAGGCCUAUGUGUUGCUGUCAAUAAUUUACGCUGCUGAUGGUAAGUGGCGGGAAUAUGCAAAGACAAUGAACUUGAUUAGAGGUAUGGGGAACAAGAAAGAAGCCGGGAGGAGUUGGAUUGAGGUAAGAAGCCAGGUUUAUAGUUUUGUUGUCGGAGAUAAAAUAGGUUCUCAUACAAAGCGGGUGUAUGCAAUUUUGGAAUUGCUGAUUCAACAUAUGAAAGAAGCAGAGUAUGUACCCAAUUUAGAUUGCUUAAUACAUGACCUACAAGAUGGAACUUGAAGGGGAAGCUGGUAAUAAUGACCUGAAAAACCUAAUUUAUCACUAACGGAUUUAACUCUGGAAAGGCAUUUUAUUCUUGACAACAUCUUUGCAAAAUGCAUGAAGGUGGACCAGCUAGGAAAAGAAGGGCCUUUUUUACUAUACAAAAAGGAUAUUUGAAGAACAGGAAGAAGAAUUCAUCUUUGUUGAGAAGGAGUUUAGUAUUUGUUAGAUUUAUAGCCAUAAAGGAAAAACAAACAAGAAGAAAUUGAAGGUAGAAAAAUUUAUGCAUAACCAGAGUGAUUUUUUGUACAUUUCAAGAUUCAUUCUAAAUGUAUAAUAAUUUGUGAACCAAAGUGAUAAUAAAAACCAGCAAAUUGCCCUUACUAUUUUA